GAAGGAAAGAAAAGCAAGAGAAUGAAACAGAUUAAAUCCCCAUUCUUGUCAAUCUGUCUUGCUUAAGUGUGUAUUGGGACAUAAUUUCUGAGUGUUUCUCUAUUUAAACCCAACCAUCUCUCCUCUGUUGCCUAUCUAUCUAAACUCUAAAGUCUAAACUCACUUCCUCUCCCUUCUCUACCCUUUUUCCUUCCUCCACCCUCUUCCUCUAUCGCUCUGUUUCUGUCUACUUAACGUAGACAGACGCAGACGAACGUCAAAACACACUCAGCAUAGCAACACUGGGAGAAACAAAAGAGAUGGGUAGGUUCAGUCUAAAAGGCCUCACAUUGUUCCUUCUCAUUGCUCUUCUUGUUUGGAGCUCUACAUUUGAAGUUUGCAAUGCCAGAAGAGGCAAGCACUGGAGGCAGAGCAGAGGUAUCACCUCCGCCUCUUUAUCCAAGAAGAAAGGGAAGACUCACGGUGGUAGCCACCACCAAGGCAUCAGCGGCGGUGGCCGUGGGUCCAAGCCGACGAAAUCCCCACCGCCUGCGCCAAAACCGGGAAAAGGGUACAAAGGGCCAAAAGAGCCAACUCCGGUACCGCCACCGGGAAAAGGAUUCAGUGGUAGUCAUGGUGCAGUGUUCGAUGUGUUGCAUUUCGGUGCCAAAGGCGACGGCAAGACUGACGACACGAAGGCAUUCCAAGCUGCAUGGGCAGCUGCUUGUAAGGUGGAGGCAUCAACAAUGGUGGUGCCAGCAAAAUUGGUGUUUCUUGUCGGACCCAUUUCCUUCUCCGGGCCUUACUGUGAAUCAAACAUCAUAUUUCAGCUGGAGGGUACAAUAAUCGCUCCCACAAGCUCCGAUGCUUGGGGUUCUGGACUGUUGCAAUGGCUGGAGUUCACGAAACUGAGGGGGAUUACAAUCAAGGGUGGAGGCAUAAUUGAUGGGCAGGGUUCGGUGUGGUGGCAAGAUUCCCCGUUUGAUGAUAGCACAGACAGUGAAGCACGGUUAAUCGUUCCGAUUACCGACGAACCUCCCACGACGGUCAACCCUCGCAUUCCGAUAAACAGCACACUCGGCCGGAAAAUGCCAAGCAUAAAACCAACUGCUCUGAGGUUCUAUGGCAGUUAUAAUGUGACAGUCACAGGCAUAACAAUUCAAAACAGCCCUCAGUGUCAUCUGAAAUUCGACAACUGCAUCGGCGUCCAAGUCUACAACAUGACUACCAACUCACCCGGCGACAGCCUCAACACUGACGGAAUCCACCUGCAGAACUCCAAAGACGUGCUCAUCCAUAGCACAAACCUCGCUUGUGGUGAUGACUGCGUAUCCAUACAGACAGGAUGCUCAAACGUAUACAUACACAAUGUUAACUGUGGACCUGGGCAUGGCAUCAGCAUCGGAGGUCUUGGAAGAGACAACACCAAAGCCUGUGUAUCAAACAUCACUGUGCGAGAUAUCAUGAUGCACAACACCAUGACUGGUGUCAGAAUCAAGACAUGGCAGGGUGGGUCGGGUUCUGUGCAAGGAGUACUAUUCUCAAACAUUCAAGUAUCUGAAGUUCAACUUCCGAUUGUAAUCGAUCAAUUCUACUGCGACAAGAGCACAUGCAAGAACCAAACAUCGGCAGUGUCUCUGUCAGGAAUUACAUACGAGAGAAUAAGAGGGACCUACACAGUAAAACCUGUACACUUGGCAUGCAGCGACAGUUUGCCAUGCAUAGACGUGACUCUAACUGCCAUACAGCUAAAACCAAUUCAAGAACGCUACCACUUGUAUGACCCCUUCUGUUGGCAGACCUUUGGGGAGUUGAGCACUCCCACAGUCCCCCCAAUUGGCUGCCUGCAGAUCGGCAAGCCAUCAAGCAACCGGAUCCAGUCCGAUGGUGAUACUUGCUGAUUGCUUAGCCCCAGCCUAAGGAUCCUAUAUAUGGUGUAUUCAAUGUGUGGUUGUGAUCUCCGACCCCUUCACACCAGUGGCUGUUACCCACCACAGUACAUAUAUAUUUAUAUUUAUAUAUUUAGGGGAUAAUAGUCUAAUGGGAAUUCUUAUUCACUAGCAUUACGUUAUUAUUAUUAUUAUUGUUUCCCGCUUCGAGGGAUUGUACAGGGAGGGCAUUGUUAUUAGCUAGACUUCUACGGUAUAGGGUAUAAAGCAGCCUUGCUUGCUAGGGUGGAUUUCCCCAUUAUCAGAAUUAGUAUACGGGUGCUAUGUUAUGAUAGACCAUCUCCAUUGCAAAUUUGCAAUACAUAAUUGGUUUUCACCAUCAUUGCAUGAUAUUUGUGACAUGUCUAUUUUACACAAAAGGGUGGUGCUGCUUUUCUCAA
Molecule: messenger RNA, 2308 nt
Organism: Nelumbo nucifera (sacred lotus)
Lineage: Eukaryota; Viridiplantae; Streptophyta; Magnoliopsida; Proteales; Nelumbonaceae
Product: polygalacturonase At1g48100
Biological process (GO): carbohydrate metabolic process
Molecular function (GO): polygalacturonase activity
Source: RefSeq, a predicted model, not a curated record